Cladophialophora immunda is the source of this 3351-nucleotide messenger RNA. RefSeq lists its product as uncharacterized. The transcript is spliced from 3 exons. The coding region runs from base 1 to 3351 and encodes 1116 amino acids. Gene Ontology annotation, biological process: glucosylceramide catabolic process. Gene Ontology annotation, molecular function: glucosylceramidase activity. The record is from RefSeq and is a predicted model, not a curated record. Lineage: Eukaryota; Fungi; Ascomycota; Eurotiomycetes; Chaetothyriales; Herpotrichiellaceae.
AUGGCGGUGCAUCGCUCUACCACCCUUCCAGAAGGCAUGAUUCCGGUUCGGAUAUCCUCGCUGUCCAAAGGCGUUACCCAAUCUCCUUCACGACCCAUGGACACCACCUUUGUUACGUGGCCAGCCCCAGACGGAUGGUACGCUCCACCCCGAGGUCCGUUGAAUGAUGAGGAGGAGCCCUUCCCAAGUUUUCAAGACCCAUCCAAAUCUCUCAUAAUUGAACGAACCCUGCUCUUGGACUCGCUCUAUUUCCGUCUAACGGCACUUUCACGUCACGCGAGAGAUUAUGAGCGGUCAAGGUUCGAAGCUCUCUUGUCCCGUGUCGCUGAGUCUGGCCACCUCAGACAUGACGAAGACCUGUCGCGCACUAGGUUAUCUAUCCCAGAAGUCCUCGCCUCCGGUGAGAGCUACCGCGCUCAAAGGGGACUUGGCAACAAAGGCAAGUUACCUGCGAACAGGAGACUGAAGACUAACCAUCGCUCGAGCAGCAUUGAACCGCAGCCGAAAGAUGUCUUGAAGGAGAAGAUGAAACAGCGCUACGCCAAAGGAGUCCGUCAAGCCUUGGUGUAUGAAAAGAAAUUUGGCAUGGGAUUUCUCAACCAGCCGGUUGAUGCAGGUGAGCGAGAGCGAGGCCGGACUAUGAAGCGUACCCAUCCUGGCGCGUUCAACCGUGUGAAGGUGACCACUGCACUUACGAUGCUCCGUCAGACUUUCCCACAUCGGUACAAGGCUAAUCCUCUCGAACAGACGAACAAGGAUGAGACAUCAGAGCAGAGGAAGCAAAGUAAGAAGGCCACUCCGGAAAAGGAAAGUCAACGAGAGCUUUCUUCAGAUAAGCGAGCUUCUUCCAGUGCCAAUGAUACUGAGAAACCCUCUGGAUCUCCCAAGUCUACAGAUUCCUUUGUGUCGGCCAAGAAGAAGGCUUCCACUGUUUUCCGAGGUCUGGUGUGCAAGGUUGGCUUUGGACGAUUCCCCAAUGAGAAAAGCACGACGCAGGUCCUCUCGCCAGGCAACGCACACAACAACGAACUUGACACCACUGGCGCUUGCUUGCUUGACGUCGACAGUUUCCCCAUUGUUCUGAAGGUGAACGACAUGGGUAGAAGACAGAGCGAACCGUCUGAACCAAUUGGACCAGGAUCUGCUUCGUCCAGGAAGAGGAGGAACAGCGCGGCUAAGGAGUUCGCAAUACAGGCAGGAAUCGUCGUCGCAAAAGAAAGUGGCGCUUCCAGCGAGCGGGCACAUCCGAGUGCACUAACUUGGACCGAAACAGUGACUGUCCAAAGAUCUAUUACGAAGCACUCAUUUAGGGGAGUCACUGGCAGCACCAGUGUAGCUCGUGCGACCACAGCCCGAAUGUUCCGACCAGUCUCACCUCCACGGAUGAUCCAAAUCAAGGUUAGAAACAACAUACACAACCACAAGCGGCCGCAAAAAUCUGCGAUGCCCAAGGCGGAGUACCCCAGGUUCUUGGGCGUGUGCUACACGGCAUCAAGAGAUACAGAAGUCCUCAGGAUGGCCUUCUUCAUAUCAAUCAGCGCCUUGAUGCUGUCGCAGGGUACCCUUCUUGCGGCCCAAUCUGUCCAAAAUCUGGGCGUUUCGUGCAUUGCCAGCUCCCAAGAAUGCGGUCCACGAGGAGGUAUCGGGGACGGGGCCCAUCCUGUGUUAAUUCCUCAAUCUUUUAUCACCGACGCUCUGAUAUCUACAGCUCCAAACACCACUCGUCAAUUGGCACCCGGUCCGCCACCUGUUCGACUGUCAGCAUACCCGAGCAGCUCAUCAUCGUGCCCACCAAGACGCAAUAUUAUGGUUGACUCUGCCAAUGGGGCGCAACAGGAGAUGGUCGGGUUUGGACACGCCUGGACCGACAGCGCCGUCAGUGUGUUCAAUACGCUGGAUAACGCUACCCUUGCUCGUGUCCUGGAAGAUCUUUUUGGGCAAAGUGGCAACAACAUGGGCUUUAUGCGGCAUACCAUUGGUUCUUCUGACCUGUCUGGCGAGCAAUAUACCUACGACGACAAUGGCUCCAGCUUCAACGAAGGAGAACCUGACCUCGACUUGUCCAAUUUCAGCUUGGGGCCGCAUGGCACUGGACAGGCCAAAUUCAUUGCCGAAAUGGGCACAGUCAAGGGAGAUGUCUUCCUCUUUGGGUCGCCAUGGUCAUAUCCCGGGUGGACGAAGUACAAUGAUCUAUUCAUUGCGCCAAAUCUCAACGUGGAUGGCGGCGGGAGCUACAACAUCCUCAACAACAGCUUCAAUCCUGUGUACAUUCCUCAAAUGGUAGCGUACUUUUCCAAGUAUGUCGAUGCAUUUCGCGACAUGGGAGUUCAAGUCAACGGGAUCACGCCGAUGAACGAGCCUCUGAACUAUCAAGGUGGCUAUCCUUGCAUGUUUCUCGACCCCGUGGAUGCAGCAAGUUUGAUUGCCCAGGGACUUGGGCAGGCAAUGCACGACCGCGGUGUUAUCAUCAUGGCAUACGACCACAAUACCGAUCAGCCCGUCUAUCCUGCCCGCGUCAUUCAAGGCACGGGCGGUGAGGGCUCUCUUACGGAUGCAGCGGCCUGGCAUUGCUAUGCUGGUCCUGUUGCAAACUACAGCGUGAUGUCGGAUUUUCACUCUGCCUUUCCCAACACCCUGCAAUUCAUGACGGAAUGCUCCAACUACCUGCCGCAAAGUGGCAGCUGGAACUUCGAAGUGGCCUCGAAUUUCAUCCCACCAGUGACGCACGGGGCUUCGGCGGCUGCGAUGUGGGUUAUGGCAACGGAUCAGGAGUAUGGACCUCACUCCCCAUAUGGCGGAUGUGCCGGCUGCCAGGGAAGUGUGAUUGUGAACUCGUCCACGCAAUACACGCUCACAAAUGACUACUACAUGGUGGGCCAAUUCUCCCGCUUUGUCCGUCGUGGCAGCGUGAACUAUCGGAUCCUGGGCAACGGAAACGAGGGCGAUGCCAGACAAGACAACCAGUUCUACACCAUGGCUGUGCGCAAUCCGGACUCGAGUUGGGCGGUCAUCAUGAUGAACAACAUCGGUAGUGACCAGGAUGUAGUGCUCGGGUUCAACAAUGGAGAGAGCGACGUAUGGCAAGGGACAGUGCCCAAUGCGACGGUGGUGACAUGGUUGCUGCCGCCUCAGGGUGUUGGAGCUGCUGCCUCUGCUCCUGCUGGUCCCUAUACCAAUGGGACGGCAUCUGCCACUGAAGCAGUGUGCCCGACGGUGAGCGCUUCGUCAAGCUCCAGCUCCUCCAGCAGCAGCACGAGCACCCUCGAACUGGUACCGAACACGACACAUACGAUUGACUCGGCUUCUCCCACCAGCAGCCAUAGCACCAACGACACUAAUGACGGGGAAUGA